AUGGCGGACGCUUUGCGGAAGCUUUUGAAGCGCCAUGAAGUUGUCGCACCAUCGCUCUCAAAUGGUUCUGACGAAAAUCUUUCGCCCGUCAAGAAGCUAGCUGCGAGCCCCUGCGGUUCCUCAGAUUCGCCAAUACCGAUGUACUUCCAGCUUCCGAAACAUGUAGUCACUGAUGAGUUCUUCGUUCCAAUUGAGAAGAUAGUCCUCACGGAAGUCAGCUCACUGUUCGGACCGGCAGAUGGCGAUCAGUUGCGUUGCAAAACCGAGCCUCUCGACUCGAAUCAUGGCACCCCGCCAACCGAUCCUAUCGUCAGUGAAGAAGAGGAGAAGCUGCACAGAUGCGAGAUUUGCGACGACAAAGUCGAUGUCGGCUCUUAUGACGGUGAACUGGCGUCAAAGCUGGUGGAACAUGCCACGAUUCACGCGGAUAAGCCGUUCGAGCAACGCUGUUCGGAAUGUUCGUUCAAAGAUGCGCAUCGCAUGGAGGUAGUCUGCCAUAUCACAACGGCCCACGACCGUGGCCUGUCUUUGUCAAUUAUCCCCGAUGAUCGGCGAGAGGAACUGCAACAAUUGACCAGGCAGUGCUUUCCGCAACACGAAGAAGCUGUCAAUUCCGCGGUGCUUGAAACGGUUGCUUCGAUGUUUUCGAGCAGGCCAAGGACUUCAACGCAAGCCACCAACAAAGCCCGGAGAAGCGCACCGGGAGUUCAGAGUCGUCACGUUUCCAAGAAUUACCAAUCGGAAAAGUGCCGGAAAUGCAGCAUGCUGCACCAAGAUGUGACGCCGAGCGGAUUGUCGAGCCACGUUUGGUCUCACGCCAAAUUUGCCCGCUACAUUUGCAAAAUUUGCGGUUGGCACUCCUACACACGAAGCCAUCUUGCAAAGCACUUGGACUCAACGCAUCCCAACGAGCCACACGUGAUUGAGGAUUCGAUUGACGCCAAGAUGGUUGAGGAUAUUAUGGCGGAGGCGACAGUCUGCUAUCCGAAAAAUGCCAAGAUGUUGAAAAAAUGGAUGGCCGAGAAGCUGCAGCCUCUUGUGGGUGGCGGCACGGCGGACAAUGCUGCAAUGCCUCAGGCUGCGUCGCGGAAGCGUCAACAUCCGCAGUCUUCCACUGCUAAUGGUGCCCUGGCUUAUCCCAUGACGGAUGUGCCGACACCGAAAGUGCCAGCCAGUCAGGCAGUCGCCAACCAAUGCUUGUUGUGUGGAUCAUCAUCGUCGAUAAUGCAAUCCGUCUACCAAAAUGCCCGAAAAUUGGUGAAUCAUGCGCGGACUCACCUCUCUGCCAGGCCCUUUUGUUGUUCGGAAUGCGGCCAUGAGUCGAAGAUCAAGAACACCGUUUCCGCUCACAUCAAGGCUAUGCACGCCGGAAAGGGCGACGUGGUGGAUAAAAGCACGCCCGAAUUCAUCGCUCAAUUGAAAGAGUGCUGCCGUCGCCUCUACCCCCUUCAAGUAGAUGUUUGCGAGCACCACUUGGAUAUCACGCACAUGAACCUCAAGUCGGACGGCCUGACGCUAGCUGCUGAAGCAGUGCCACGUGUCAAAGAUUGGACUUGUAAGAUCUGCCAUCACCGGCUGCACAUCGAUGCCCCAAGCAGAGUGGUGAAAGGCCUUGUCGAACACUCGAUGCGACACAUCACAUGGCACAAGGCAUAUAAAUGCUCUGUCUGCCUACAUGCCUGCCACACCGAGGACAACCUGUCGAACCACAUUCGGGUCGUGCACCAUGGGAAUGGCCAUCAGCUGAAGUCGUUCACACCGGACUAUUGCGCGGAAUUGCGCCUGCAGACGCUCAACGGGUUCGCCAUCACACCGGCGCUCGUCGAUGCUCAGUUGGAGAAGCUGCAGGACAUCAAGGAUGGACUGUGCACGUCCGCCCCGCAACCCCGCUCGGCCACGCUCAACAAGGCUGCCACGGGCUCGGCGAAUUCAACUAGUGGCACAAGUGGGAUGAAUGGGCCGCGCGUGUGCAAGGAGUGCGGCUUCAAAUCGAACGUUGGCAGCGACAAGCUGAUGUCGAGGAGCAUCGUCAACCACACGCUCACCCACAUAACCUACUGCCCAUUUAGAUGCGCCGUUUGCGCCUACCCGGCCAAGAACCGUUCUUCGUUCUAUCGGCGUGUCAACGUGGACCACAAAUGUGGGGACAACAUAGUUCUCGAGACCACCGCCGAGUUUUACGAUGAACUGAUGUCGAAGUGUAUGAACAACUUUUCACUGUCAAAGGAGGUGCUGAGGGGAUGGCUGAAUCGCUUCGAGCCGCGCAAUUCGACCGACUGGAAUUUGCCACUGAAUAAUCAGCAGCUCAAUUAUUACAUCGAUGACGACACUGAUCCUCAGCAGCCGAGCACCUCUGCAUUGUGGCCAUCUUCAUCCAGCGCGAAUGAUACCAGCCAUGAACCAGUGCCGUUCUCGGAUCUGUUCCAUGUGUUCAACGACCUUCCCGCGAAUGCUCCUACCGAACAUAAGCUCGUCAAGCAGGAGCCAGUCACUAGCGAAGUCGGCAGCAGCGCCGCCACCUCCGCUUCUUUCCGCGGGCACGGCAACCAGCAGAGCGCCAAUGAUGUGGCGAUCUUACGCAACCAGCUGGCUCAGACCGAGGCUCGCGCGGCGGCAGAGAUUGCAGAGCUGAAGGCCAUGCUCGAGGUGAAGGAGCAAGAAAAUCGGAUGCUGCGCACCGAAUUGGCGGAGGCUAACAGCACUCAGACGCGUAUCGAGUUGCAGCGAAAGGAGGAGGAGCUGGAGGAGAUGCGUCAUAAACAACGAGCGGUGUAUCUACACGUGGGCGAGUUGAGCACCGAGUGCAAGAUGCUGAAGGACGAGGUGGAACUUUUGAAGAACAAGAACAAGCCCUCGAUAGUAACCAUUGAUAUCGAU
This is a messenger RNA of Mesorhabditis spiculigera, 2877 nucleotides long. NCBI's taxonomy places the organism in Eukaryota, Metazoa, Nematoda, Chromadorea, Rhabditida, Rhabditidae. The record is from the annotation of a GenBank genome assembly.